CUUAGAGACUGGGCUCCUGUAUGAUAUAUUGUUCGUUUUAAUCAGCUUAAUGUCCAGCGCGCUGAAGAAUCCAAUGUCUUUCGUCGAAUCUCUUGUUCUGCGAUAGUCGGAAGUGUAUCGUCCCUAAAACUGGCCUGGAAUCUUAGCGAGUUACUUAUUCUCCCUGUAGCUUUCUUUCUUCUGUGUAGCUUAGCGAGCUGAAUUUCACCACGCAGCACUAGCCCAGGUUUGGUGUGCUGUUUGGUCUCAUCUCCAGUCUCAUUCUCAAGCAAUCACAACAGCUGAAAGUCUGGUUGUACAUGGCACCAAUCUUGUUCUUCUCUUGAUUCAUCCCGCUCUAUGUCCACCUUCGGGGCCAUGAUGGGAAACCUGCGCGUUCCUGCCUAGAUCCAGUUCGACCGGCGUUACCGGCAUUUCAUAAAGUGGAUUUGCAGCGCCUAUUUCUAUCGGUUGAUGCACGCCAUAAAGCUCACUGGGCCCGGAACCGGUUGGAAAUACGCCUGUGCCGUAUCCCGGGAGAGCGGGAACGCCCUCGGCAGGCUGUUUGGCCUCGUCCGAGUUCAACUCCGCCUGGACUCGCCGCUUCUUCCUCGCUCGUGUCCACAUGACGAAAGCGACCACGAUGAUAACCAGUGCCCCCACAGCGCCGCCGACGAUUCCGCCUACGAGUCUUGCGGAGGCCUUUGGUGGACCAAUGAUGAUAUGGGGGGAAUUGGUGGCACCCGGUCGAGCUUGUCCACGAUAGCAGUCUCCAACCUCCGUGUAAGCAGAGAAUCCUCCUGGGUACUCCCACGGCUCGAGUUUCGGUGGUCUGGACGCGAUUUGCGAGUCGGCCGUCAUCAGUGCCGGCGGGGAGGUGAAACUCGAUACAUCUUGCUGGUGCCAGGUUACGAUGUAGCCCCGAUCAUACACGACCUGCGUCGGCUUAACCCUCGUGGUCGUGGUAACAAAGCUCGUGCCAGUCACCACCAUCACCAUAUCGGCUGCAGUCUUCAUGGUCGAAGAACAGCGGAAAUCGUUGUUCGCCCAGGUUCCGCCUGCGAAGCCUCUGUUCUCAUUAGCUCAACCAGUAUCGCAGCGCGAAGAAUUAGACCUACGGUGGGCAGCAGUAUGCGGUUGUAUAAGUCCGAAAUGCGAAAUUAUCGGUAUACGUAAAAGUUGAUGUGGUAGGAACAUAGGUCAUGGUCGUCCGCUCCGAAAUCCAAGAAGACUUCGAAGUAACAGUGAGACCUGUCGUAAUGGCAGAGGUGAAAUAUAUCCCCCCAUCAUCACGAACUCGAGUGCCUAUCGUCGUGUAGCCAUGCGGACAUUGGCCCAUGA
Eremomyces bilateralis CBS 781.70 is the source of this 1320-nucleotide messenger RNA. RefSeq lists its product as uncharacterized. NCBI's taxonomy places the organism in Eukaryota, Fungi, Ascomycota, Dothideomycetes, Eremomycetales, Eremomycetaceae. The transcript has a single exon. The coding region runs from base 454 to 1155 and encodes 233 amino acids. The record is from RefSeq and is a predicted model, not a curated record.